Molecule: messenger RNA, 273 nt
Organism: Cordyceps fumosorosea ARSEF 2679
Lineage: Eukaryota; Fungi; Ascomycota; Sordariomycetes; Hypocreales; Cordycipitaceae
Product: Ribosomal protein L30, ferredoxin-like fold domain protein
Exons: 1
Coding region: 1-273 (90 amino acids)
Biological process (GO): translation
Cellular component (GO): large ribosomal subunit; mitochondrion
Molecular function (GO): structural constituent of ribosome
Source: RefSeq, a predicted model, not a curated record
AUGUCCUACUUUCGCGUGACGCUGCACAGGAGCGCCAUCGGGCUGCCGGAGCGCACGCGCGGGGUGCUCGCGGCGCUGGGCCUGCGGCGACGCGCGCAGACCGUGUUCCACCCGGCGGAGCCGCAGUUCGCGGGCAUGAUCUUCAAGGUCAAGGAGCUGGUGCGCGUGGCCGAGGUGGACGCGCCGCUGAGCAAGCGGGAGGUGCGGGCGGCGCGCACGCCGGACGCGGGCUUCUACGUGGAGAGCAGGGCGGCGGAGCGGGUGCCGCGGUGA